UUCCUGUAAUCGUGUGAAAUUUUUAACUUUAUUUUAUACAGAAUAUAUUUGGAAAUACCUACCAAAUAACGAAGUGGUUAUAUUCUUGAUAAAUAAUUUUAAACCAUUUUGUAUUUGUAUUUUAGAACUGUACAAGUAUGUAAUAUAAUUGCUGUUUUUCAAUGUAUGCAAUUUUUCGUUAUUUAAUUACAAAAUGUGAAAACGAUCGAAUAAAAAUAUCUCAUCUAUCAACGUGGCAUCUAUUAAUUGUUUUAGUGCCCUCUAGCGCCUAUGUAUAUAGUCACUGUAUCUACUACAAGUUGUUUUGACAGAUCGUAUGGUUAGGUUGGAUUGCAUUCUAAAUGUACAGUUGUUUCAUGUAUAAUAAAAUAUAAAUUGUAUAAAAAGAUGGAAAACGAUAGCCCUAUAAUAUAUGGACUUGAAUUCCAAACAAGAGCACUAUCGGCUCAAACAGCAGAAACCGAUGUUGUUAGAUUUUUUGUAGGAACACAGUCUUUGAAAUUUAAUAAUAAUCAAGUUCAUGUGGUGGAACUUAAUGAAGAAACAGGUGGUUUAAAGACACAAGUGUUUCAUCAUCCUAUUGGUGAAAUUUGGUCUUUACAAGCAUCUCCUACAGAUCCCAAUGUAUUUAUUACCUGUUAUAAUAGUUUAAGCGAUGAUGGUUCCUGUCAAAUGAAAGGAGCUCUUUGGAAGUUGCCAGAAUUGAAGGAAUAUACAAAUGAUGUUGAAGACCUUAAAAAGUUAGCAGAAAUUGAUACAACGCCGUAUGGUACAGAUCUUAAAACCAUUGCUUAUCAUCCAAUGGAAUCGACAAAAGCUGUAUCAGUUGUAGAUAAUAAAUUUGUAUUAUGGGAUUUAACUGAAAAUGGACCACAGACCGUCACUUUUGGUACUUUGGCUGGUAAAAGUCAACCACGUUUCACAAAUGGAAAAUGGAAUCCUCACAAUGGUUGCAAUCAAUUUGUUACUUUAAAUGAAAAUAACGUUCGUGGAUGGGACUUUAGAAAUCCUUCUGAAGCAUCUUGGACAAUUUUGUCUGCUCAUUCUCAAAUAAUCAGAGAUUUAGAUUUUAAUGCAAACCGACAGUACUUCUUAUCUACAUGUGGAGAUGACGGUUACAUGAAAUUCUGGGAUAUUAGAACACCCACGGAACCAAUACUAUCGCGUAUGGAACAUUCUCAUUGGGUGUGGAAUAUUAGAAUAAAUCGUUUCCAUGAUCAAUUAGUUUUAACUUCCAGUAGUGAUUCAAGAGUAAUAUUAUGUAGUAUUGCGUCAAUUUCUUCAGAACCAUUUGGACACAUAGUUUCUACUGAAGAUGAUUAUACACAAAAUGACUACAGUUGCAAGAAAGACAAGCUAGAAGAUGGAGUUGUGGGUAGAUACGAAGAACACGAAGAUAGCGUUUAUGCGGUAGAAUGGUCAUCCGCGGAUCCUUGGACAUUUGCAUCGCUAAGUUAUGAUGGCAGAUUGGUUCUUAAUAAAGUGCCCAGAAAAUACAAAUACCAAAUACUACUUUAAACUUACUGUGUGUGUAUAUAUAUAUAUAUAUAUAUAUAUAUAUAAAAAU
This is a messenger RNA of Osmia bicornis bicornis, 1567 nucleotides long. Its product is annotated as EARP-interacting protein homolog. The coding region runs from base 388 to 1518 and encodes 376 amino acids. The transcript has 6 exons. Gene Ontology annotation, molecular function: protein binding. NCBI's taxonomy places the organism in Eukaryota, Metazoa, Arthropoda, Insecta, Hymenoptera, Megachilidae. Gene Ontology annotation, biological process: protein ubiquitination. The record is from RefSeq and is a predicted model, not a curated record.